UCAUUGUUGUUGUUCUUAUGGCAAGCGGAGGAAAAACGAAAAAAUCGCUUGAAAAACUCUUUAAAAAUCGGCAAAUCUACGAUCCUAUUUACUCCCGCGCAGUUUAAAACAAGUCCCCCUUGAAAUGAGAACAAUCCGGCGCUACUGACGACCCUGCACCGUCACCGCAAUCCUAAUCCCUCUAGAUCGAGGGGCCGAGGGUUAAAACUCUCGAAAAUCAAGUGAAUAGUGCAUUUAAAUGCCAGUGGCAACUAUUUGGAUACUGCAGGCUCAGAGCUGAAAUGAUCUCGCCGGAACAGGAAGAGUCCAGCAUGGUCCUGGAUCGCCAGGUGCGCCAGAAUAUCCAGGACAUGAUGCACGAGGCGCAUGUCCAGGCAAGUCUUCUCGAGAGCGAAGCUGCAGGUCGCGACCACUUCCACUCGGACUCUAGUUUGGACCACGAUUCCCUUCAUGCCGACGACUCCAUGGCUGUUAUGGACACUCUUUCCGCCGACGGCAUUGUGGAGGAGGAUCCGACCACCGAACAGGGCGUCGUGGAUGGCAGCGAGGUCCAGAACUACCACGACAUGUUAGUGGACACGGAGCACCACAUCGACAUCAACGGGUCGCUGCGCAAGCGUCGUGGAAAUCUGCCAAAGCACUCGGUGAAGAUUCUGAAGCGGUGGCUCUACGAGCACCGCUAUAAUGCCUAUCCCAGCGAUGCCGAGAAGUUCACCUUGUCGCAGGAAGCCAAUCUCACAGUGCUCCAGGUAUGCAAUUGGUUCAUCAACGCCCGACGCCGCAUACUGCCAGAGAUGAUACGGCGCGAGGGCAAUGAUCCAUUGCACUUCACGAUCUCGCGGCGCGGCAAGAAAGUCAGCCCGAAUUCUUCAGGAUCUAGUACUAUUGGCUUAAACUUAGCCGGCACGCCAAAUCCCAUAGAUGGCAGUCCCGCCUCCGAAGUGGUCGUUGGUGCCACUGAGGAGGUAGAUGGCGCCGGGGAGAUGCACGAGGGCAUUGCCAAUGUCCUCACCAACUUUGAACAGUAUGUCCAGGGUCCCAACGGUCAGAUCGUCAAGAUGGAGCCCGAUUACGAUGACAGCGUUAUCUACAGUUGGCAGCAAGCCAUAGCAAACAACCCGUCGGGCUUCCAAAGUUUGCACUCCUCGCUGCAAGCAACAAUGAUCGACAAGAUUCAGAACUAUCAGAUGCGCAAGGCGGCAGCUAGCGGAGGAUCAGCGGGAGGCUCCAACGCUGUGAGCUCCGGUUCCAGCUCGAGCUCCUCCGGCUCCUCCAUAUUGCCGUACAGCAUUUUUGGCCAGCUGCCGCCGGAGUUCGAUGACGAGGAGAAGCCAAGACCUCCGAAGCGCGGAAGAAAGCGGCAGGCAACCGGAAAGAAUACUUUCGGUGAGAAGAGCAAGCAGCCAAAGACGCAGUCUGGAAACCAGCAGCAUCAGCAGCAGCAACAGCAGGAGGAGAAGCAGGAGCAGGAGACGGCCACCAUGUAUUGCUAUCAGGACGAAUACGGCGGCUUUGUGGUGGCCCCUAGAUCCGAGGGCGAGGAGAGCGGCCAGGGAUACGAGUCCUGCGAGCAGAACAGCGAAGAGGAGGUGCGCUUCGAGACCUCUGACGACUGGCAGAGCGUGAUGAAAACCGUUUUUACCACCGAGGAGGUUACCACCUCGGCUGGCAACAAUCCAAGUACCUCUAAGGGAUCUGCUACUAAAGGAUCCGCCUACUACAACUCCAACCAGCAGAUUACAAAUCGUGAAGGCAACCAACAGUUGGCGGCCUCCAAUCAUGAGCUUCUGCAGGCCUCUGGAUUCGAUAGCUCUGUGUUGGCUAGCUCCAAUCAGCAGGAAAUUACUGAUAAUCUGCAGGCGGAAGACAUAUUUUCCAUCACUGAUGCGGAAACUGGUCAAACUCAGUCCUCGCCGCCAUCGCAGAGUAUCAGUCGAGAAGAGCGUGACAAGUACAAGUGUCUCUAUUACCUAGUGGAAACUGCCAUGGCUGUUCGCCAAACCGAUGGAAACCAGGACGAGGAGUUCGUUUACAUGGGUGACUAGGAGCCCAAGUAACCAUCGACGCAACAGACCUCGACGAUCCGAGGUACAGAGGAGUGUAUAUAUUUAUAUAUAUUAGUAAUUCGAUUGAACAGCAGUUUAUGCGCGUACUACAGCCAAACUUUAUGCUUAGGCAUUUGUUAUUAUGUUAACCGAGUAGGUUACUAACUUAUUGUACAAAUCAUUAGAACAAUUUCACACCGCAAUUGCUUAGUCAAAUAUGCAUAUCCACCAUGUCAAUUUACGUACAAUUGAGCUGUUUUAAACGGAAAACCCUUUUCAAACUUAUAAAAUGAUUGUGUAAACACUUCCGGUAUUUAAAUAAACCAAACAUCUGUGCAUUUGCCA
Molecule: messenger RNA, 2390 nt
Organism: Drosophila elegans
Lineage: Eukaryota; Metazoa; Arthropoda; Insecta; Diptera; Drosophilidae
Product: homeobox protein Mohawk
Exons: 9
Coding region: 282-2045 (587 amino acids)
Biological process (GO): regulation of transcription by RNA polymerase II
Molecular function (GO): DNA-binding transcription factor activity, RNA polymerase II-specific; RNA polymerase II cis-regulatory region sequence-specific DNA binding
Source: RefSeq, a predicted model, not a curated record